GUUAUGACGGAGACGGCGCGAGCGUUCUGACGUUAUUUAACCGGGUACUUUACGCAAAUGUGCUUAAGACACACUGACCACGACGGUAAUCAGUAAAAGGUUGCGUUUUUACCCGCCUGUAGUAAAGUUAUCACAGAUGUUUGGUGUUUCUUUCUGAUCCAGCACAGCCCUUUCUGACGGACACUUUGUAACAUGACAGUCACUGAAUAGAGACUGGAUUCCGACCCGUGCACCAUGUUUCCGCUGGACACACCGUGGAAUAUUUCCUUCGCAGGCUGUGGGUUUCUAGGGAUUUACCAUAUUGGAGUAGCGAGCUGUCUGCAGCAACAGGCGCCUUUCCUCACUGAUAACGCGCAGAACAUCUACGGAGCUUCCGCAGGAGCGCUCACUGCUACAGCGCUGGUUAGCGGCGCCUGUCUGGGAGAAGCGGGCGCAAGAAUCAUUGAUGUUGCAAAGGAAGCCAGGAAGCGUUUUUUAGGACCAAUGCAUCCUGCUUUUAACCUGGUGAAGAUCAUGCGGGAAAUGAUGUCCCGGGUACUUCCACAUGAUGCAUACAUCAAGGCCAAUGGCCGACUAGGCAUCUCUCUCACCCGCGUCACAGAUGGGGAGAAUGUGCUGUUGUCUCAAUUCAACAGCAAUGACGAACUGAUACAAGCAUGUGUGUGCAGUGCUUUUAUUCCUGUGUACUGUGGCCUUAUCCCUCCCAGCCUGCAGGGAGUGCGUUAUGUAGAUGGAGGAAUCACUAAUAAUUUGCCUCAGUACGAGCUGAAGAACACCAUUACAGUAUCUCCAUUCUCAGGGGAGAGUGAUAUCUGUCCCCGUGAUUACAGCUCCACCAACCUGCAUGAGCUCAGAUUUACCAACACAUCUAUACAGUUCACGCUCUGCAAUCUUUAUAGAGUCACCAGAGCGCUGUUUCCUCCGGAUCCACAAGUGCUGGAGACAAUGUGCAGGCAAGGAUACAAUGAUGCAAUGCAUUUCCUAAAGAAAAAUGGCUUGUUACAGUUCCAGUGUCCUCAGCACCCACUGAGUAACGGUCGCAUGAGGAUUGAGGAAGACACAGAGAACGAGAAUGUGAAUGAUCAAAGGCAUAGUGGAGACGAACAUAUAUUUGAGUACUUACCUCCACAGCUGCAUAGGGCUCUUACAGCAGCCUGUAAUGAAGGACCACAUCCCAUACAGUCUCUUCUAAGCAACAUGCUGCCAGUCAGGAUGCUGUCGGCCAUCUUAGUCCCAUGCACACUGCCGCUGGAGUCAGUUCUGUCAAUGAGUAUCAGGUUGUUGGAGUGGCUGCCUGAUGUCCAAGAAGAUGUAGGCUGGAUUAAAGAUCAGACUGUGAAGCUGAUGAAUUAUAUUCUACAACAUGCCAGCAGGAAUGUGUCCCAACAGCUGGUGGGAAGAUUGCUUUAUCAGAUGGAGUUGAGGCAUGCUCAGUCUGCACCAGCAGGUUUUAGUGCUGCCAGUCUGCUGCCAGGCUGGGUGUGUAGACGCAGCUCAUCUGUGCUGGAUGCUAUCCACCGUUUGGAGCAGUACCAGCAUCAGCUCCUGCCAGGCUUCUGCUUCCUCAACUUGAAUCUAUAUGGCUCCUUCACUGCUAGAUCUCCCCAAAGACCCCCUUCUCCAGCUAUCCAUGAAGACUUGGAUGAAGGUUUGACUAUGCGUCCCGUGGGGGCCAGUAAUGCUGCCUUGCUUCCAGAAAAUAAUCAAAUGGAGGACCUUCCCCUCUCAUAAUGUACUUUUUUAGCCAUGUGAUCAACAAGAGCCCCCGGCAUUCUGAGACAACAAACAAUAAUAUACUCAAUGCAAGAGAUAAAGCAGGAAAAAGCAUCAUAACAAUGGAGGUUAUUAAUAUCCUAAAAUGGUGUUUAAAGUAUGUCUUGGUUAUUUAUUUACUUAUUAACUCAUAAAGAUAAACUGGAUUUAUUUUGCUUUUAUGCGAUUCCCCAUUCUGUAACUUAAUUAUGUGUUUUGGGUGUCUGGAACGUAUAGGCAGCUUAAGGGCUUCUUUAUAUUUCUGACCUAAACAAGUCUUUAUUGGGAGGUGGCAUCAGUUUGUCCUAGGGCAGCAUGUACAUGUCGCAAAGAACAGGUCUCAGUGGUAUUGGUGAGGAAAGAUUUAAUAUUAUUAUUAUUAUUAUUAUUAUUAUUAUUAAAAUAAUGAAUUAUUUUUUAGGUGUUCUAAUAAGUUCUUGCAAGGUAAAUGCAUGUGUAGCUAUUUUUUGAAUGUAACUAUAAAGUGCAUUUUAUAUUAGAUUUUGCUUCACUUUCACAAUUUUCUGUAGUUCUUUUUUUGUUUCCAAGAAUCCAUGUUCGCCUCACACCUCCAGGGUUGGGGGUUCGAUUCCCGCCUCCACUUUGUGUGUGUGCGGAGUUUGCAUGUUCUCCCCGUGCCUCGGGGGUUUCCUCCAGGUACUCCGGUUUCCUCCCCGGUCCAAAGACAUGCAUGGUAGGUUGAUUGGCAUCUCUGGAAAAUUGUCCGUAGUGUGUGAUUACGUGAGUGAAUGAGAGUGUGUGUGCCCUGCGAUGGGUUGGCACUCCGUCCAGGGUGUAUCCUGCCUUGAUGCCCAAUGACGCCUGAGAUAGGCACAGGCUCCCCGUGACCCGAGGUAGUUCGGAUAAGCGGUAGAAAAUGAGUGAGUGAGAGUGAGUGAGAAUCCACCAUUGGCAUUGGCUUCCACUUAAGUGGUGUUGAAAUAGAGUAAGCUAGAGAUGUCAGAGAAAUGCAUGUGUUAAUAAUAAAAUGAUAGAGAGAGAGAGAGAGAGAGAGAGAGAGAGAGAGAGAGAGAGAGAGAGAGAGAACGGGAAUAUGAACCUUUGAAAUAAGCACAAUUAUUGUCCAGUGUAGA
This is a messenger RNA of Tachysurus vachellii, 2846 nucleotides long. RefSeq names its product patatin-like phospholipase domain containing 2 (gene pnpla2). NCBI's taxonomy places the organism in Eukaryota, Metazoa, Chordata, Actinopteri, Siluriformes, Bagridae. Gene Ontology annotation, cellular component: membrane; cytoplasm; lipid droplet. Gene Ontology annotation, molecular function: triacylglycerol lipase activity. The transcript has 9 exons. The record is from RefSeq and is a predicted model, not a curated record. Gene Ontology annotation, biological process: lipid homeostasis; triglyceride catabolic process; positive regulation of triglyceride catabolic process. The coding region runs from base 235 to 1731 and encodes 498 amino acids.